Messenger RNA from Homalodisca vitripennis (glassy-winged sharpshooter), 2554 nucleotides. Its product is annotated as telomerase Cajal body protein 1-like. The transcript has 11 exons. Gene Ontology annotation, molecular function: RNA binding; protein binding. Gene Ontology annotation, cellular component: Cajal body. The coding region runs from base 283 to 1695 and encodes 470 amino acids. Lineage: Eukaryota; Metazoa; Arthropoda; Insecta; Hemiptera; Cicadellidae. Gene Ontology annotation, biological process: Cajal body organization. The record is from RefSeq and is a predicted model, not a curated record.
ACUCUUGGUUAGACUGUUAUAAAAAUGUCUUCUUAACCUUUAUACUUGUUAAGAGAAUUAUUUCUGUUUUAAUCAGGUAUACAUACAAUUUUGGCAACGUUCACUAUCCAUAAUCAACAAAGGUUAAAAAAAAUACAAAAUAUUGAAAUAAAAGUUCUAGUUCUAAGUUACAAUAAUUGAAAUUUAAACUUUGACUGAAGCUUUCAAAAAAUGACUUCAUGUUAUACAAUGAAACCAUUUUCUCAAGCACUCUAAAAAUUGUGAGUAAAAGUGGUAACUGUGAUGGAAGAAUUAAAUGUUGUCCUUUUGCCAACUUCAGCAGUAGCUAUGGACGAUUGUAUUAGACAAAUUUCACACACAGAGACUGAAGUAAUACAAGAAAUUACCUGCUCUGAAGAGGUCAGUUUGAAAACUAAACAGAUAGAGAAUAAUACAACUGAUACAGUGGGAAAGGCUAUUGAUGGUGUUCAUAUGAGUGGACAGGAGGUAAAUUGUUCAGUGACUGAAGGUACAUCAGUAAAAGAAAACAUAAAUAAUGAGCCCCUUAAUCUACAAAAUGUAACAUUAUUAACUGGUGCAUGGAAUGAAUUCAUCCACAGUGAAAAACAUGAAAUUUUCUUAAAAGGUUGCAAGUGGUCACCGGACGGGACAUGCCUUCUGACCAACAGCAAUGAUUCAUUAAUGAGACUGUUUGAUUUGCCGAUGAGCCUUUAUAAUUGUCAUAAACUUACUAUUUUUGAUUUCCCUGAGUUGAAGCCAUCGUUGAAGACCAAGGUGGGAGGUCUGGUGUAUGACUACAGCUGGUAUCCUCUUAUGACUUCCACCAACCCUGAUACGUGCUGUUUUGUGACUACAAGUUUCUGUUCGCCAAUUCACUUGUGGGAUGCAUUUUCAGGCAAACUACGCUGUUCCUAUAAAGGCUAUAAUGCGUUGGAUGAGAUGCAUGCUGCACUGAGUGUAGUAUUUAACCCUUCUGGAGAACUCCUGUUGUGUGGCUACAAGAACAUCAUCAAUAUAUUCCAUACUGAUGUGCCUGGGAGGGAUUUUACUGUUAUAUCUACUAAAGACCUGUGUGAUCAGAAAGGAAUAGUGUCAUGUAUUGCUGUAAACCCCGGAAUGCCCAACAUAUUUGCUGCUGGUACUUACUCUAAAUCUGUUGGGCUGUAUAGCUUGGAUGGACAUGCCAUCUGCCUGAUGACUGGGCAGGCUGGAGGUCUGACUCAGUUGUUGUUCUCACAAGACGGGACUCAGCUGUUCACAGCCGGUCGCAAGGACUCUGAGAUCAUGAGUUGGGACCUGCGCAACCUAGGUCAGAUCCUUCGUGUCAUGAAGCGACCUCAUACCACAAACCAGAGGAUAUACAUGGAUCUAUCAACUGAUGGGCGUUAUUUAUUCUCAGGAUCUAGUGUAGGUGAGGUGUAUGUUUGGGACUUGCAUACUGUACCUUCUAGUUCAACUGAUUCUGAGGCAUCUGUCCUCGAACAUCUGACCCACUGGCAUGCCCAUAACGAUUGUGUUAAUGGGCUGAGUGUACACAGACACAUUCCGGUAGUAGCAACUGCGUCAGGGCAGCGCUACAUCCCUGAAAUUGUUGAAGAUGAUGAGGAAGAUGUAUUUGAAUCCAAACGCCCUCAAGACAGAUGUGAAGAUAGUGUUAAACUGUGGUGGAUUGGCCAAAUCGAUGAAACACACUAAAACAUUGUUAACACCCAGUGGCAAUCAUACUCGUCACUGAUCUCAAUGCAGAAGCUGAAUGCAGUAAUAGUCGGGAUCAAGAUAGUCUCUUCUGAAAUGACCUUCAGACCACGUUUUAGGACAUGUUAAAACUUUAGUGGUAUUUAAAUAGUAUUUAGAUAUUCACAAUUUUUAACUAACCAUCUUUCCGUAAUGUCAGAAACCAUCCCUAUCAAUUAUGGUACUGCAGUUUUCAUUGUAAUCUGGCUGUGUAAUCAAGAUUUAGUUUGAAACCAAUUUUGUCCUGUUGUGUUAACAACAGUAUAUAGUCAUUUGUUUACUUUUUAUUGUAAACAUACUACAUUGCAAACUUAUCAAAGGACACCAAUUUAUCGAAUGCUUCCUAUUCAAUGCUUUUUGUACAUCUAAGCAUGCUCACACAGUAAAUUCCAUCCUGUUUUGGCAUUCUAAAGUCAUGCCCAAUACUUAACAAAUAUUGAUGUUCAAAAUAGUAAUAAUAAUAAAUGAUGUCAAUUAACUGUGACUACAGACCAAAAUUGUCCAUGCAUUCAAUUUCUUAAUUUCACAUUGCCAGUAGAGAGCUGAAUCCAUUAAUCAAGCUGUCUUAGCUCAGGAAAUCUUUGACUAUUGCAUGAAUUGUCAUUCAUUUAUCACAUCAUAUUGUAUUUAUGUAUUCGAUACUAUCAAAAUAUUUUAAAUAUCCUAAAUAUGAUAUGAAAAAUUUUUUAUUUGUUACAUGGCCAUAUUAAUAAAUCGCUCAAUUUGUAUAACAAUUUCACCAUAGUAGCACUGAGCAGUUCCUGACAAAUCUUGUAGAUUGUUGCUUCUUACAAUAAAUUGCUUUUAUCAGUAUAAGGAA